Molecule: messenger RNA, 1492 nt
Organism: Oryza brachyantha (malo sina)
Lineage: Eukaryota; Viridiplantae; Streptophyta; Magnoliopsida; Poales; Poaceae
Product: zinc finger protein HD1-like
Exons: 2
Coding region: 233-1450 (405 amino acids)
Biological process (GO): regulation of flower development; regulation of photoperiodism, flowering
Cellular component (GO): nucleus
Molecular function (GO): protein binding; zinc ion binding
Source: RefSeq, a predicted model, not a curated record
CUCCCACACUCACAAGAAGCCCAGAAAGAAGCAGUGCUGAAGACAUAAGAAAGCCAUGCGAGGUAGAGGAGCAGGAGAAGAGAUAUACACCCACAGCAUAUAAGGGAAAACCAAAAUAGUCAAGCCAAGCUAACUAGCCAGUAGCCACAGCAGCUACACUACACUAGCAUACUGCACUGCGCUUGCUGUUCCAUGUGGCGCGAUCCACGGACAAAAAAAGGCCACUUCGUUGAUGAAUUAUAGCUUUGGCGGCAACGUGUUCGACCAGGAGGUGGGAGGAGGGGGAGGAGGAGAAGGAGACGGCGGCGGCGGCGCGAGAUGGGCGAGGCCGUGCGACGGGUGCCGCGCGGCGCCGGCCGUGGUGUACUGCCGCGCCGACGCCGCGUACCUCUGCGCGUCGUGCGACGCGCGGGUGCACGCGGCCAACUGCGUGGCGUCGCGGCACGAGCGGGUGCGCGUCUGCGAGGCCUGCGAGCGCGCCCCGGCGGCGCUGGCGUGCCGCGCCGACGCCGCCGCGCUCUGCGUCGCCUGCGACGUGCAGGUGCACUCCGCGAACCCGCUCGCCAGGCGGCACCAGCGCACGCCCGUGCCGCCGCUCCCGCCCGUCGCCAUCCCGGCCGCCUCCGUGCUCGCCGAGGCGGCGGCGCCGGCCACCGCCGCCGCCGUCCUCGGCGACAAGGACGAGGAGGUGGACUCCUGGCUGCUGCUCACCAAAAACUCUGACAACAACAACAACAACAAUAACAGCAGCAACAACAACAACGAUAACACCAACAACAACGGCAUGUACUUCGGUGAAGUUGACGAAUACUUCGAUCUUGUCGGCUACAACUCGUACUACGACAGCCGCCAAGAUCAGUACGAGAUGCAUGAACAGCAGGAGCAACAGCAGGAGAUCCAGAAGGAGUUUGUGGAGAAGGAAGGGAGCGAGUGUGUGGUACCUUCGCAGGUCACGAUGGUGAGUGAGCAGCAGCACAGUGCCUAUGGGGUGGUAGGAGCAGACCAGGCCGCCUCCAUGACCGCCGGGGUCAGCGCUUACACGGAUUCCAUCAGCAACAGCAUAUCGUUCUCAUCAAUGGAGGUGGGUAUAGUGCCAGACAGCGCGGCGAUAGACAUGCCGCCGAGUUUCAGCGUCCACCUGACGCCCGCCGGAGCCAUCGGCCUCUUCCCAGCACCAGGCCCGUCGUUCCAGGUGCCCCUCGGCUUCAGCGCCAUGGACAGGGAGGCCAGGGUGCUGAGGUACAGGGAGAAGAAGAAGGCCAGGAGGUUCGAGAAGACCAUACGCUACGCGACGAGGAAGGCGUACGCGGAUGCGCGCCCCAGGAUCAAGGGCCGCUUCGCCAAGCGAUCGGACGUGGAGGUGGAGGUGGAGCAGAUGUUCUUUUCGUCGUCUGCUGCUGCUGCUGCUCUCUCUGACGGCGGCAGCUGUGGCACCGUUCCAUGGUUCUGAAUCGAUGGGGCUUAAUAUAUAUAUCUAUAUGUAGGGCAUGAU